AUGAAAUUCACCAUCAUUGCCCUCUGCUUCGCCCUCAGUCUGGCUGGCAUGACCAGCUCAGAAAAACUUUUAGACCAAAUCCCAGUGAUCCCCCUGGAGAACCCAUCCCGAUUGGUUCCAUCGUUAUGCCUGCUCUCACCUCAGAGAGGCAACUGCAAUUCUCAGAUUCGUCGAUACUUCCACAAUGCAACCUCUCGCACCUGUGAGGCCUUCAUCUACAGCGGCUGUAAUGGCAACGGGAACAACUUUGACUCAGUAGAAUGCUGUUUGAAGACCUGCAGACUCAACUGUAUCCCCAAUUAUUGCAAGUUGCCUUUGAGUAUGGGUCAGUGCAAAGACAAGCCCCAAGAGGCAGAAAUCCAAUCCUUCUACAAUUCAACCGCAGGAUUUUGUGAGGCCUUCACCUAUGGGGGCUGCCAAGGCAACAGAAACAAUUUUGUCACAUUGGAGAGGUGUGAGAAUGGCUGCAAAGGGUCCACCCUAUAUACGGUAUUUAACAAAAACUUAUUGAUGACUGACACCUGGGUGAGGAUCUUCCCUCUCUCUUCAACACCUCUCUUCUCCUCAGGUGCCUAUGAUUGGUGCCGACUAGCCCCUGAAACAGGCCCCUGCAAAGCUAAGAAUCAACUAUUUCUACAACCCAAAACUGGGCCAGUGCCAAACUUUUACCUAUGGUGGCUGUAAUGGCAAUAGAAACAACUUUGAGAAUAAAAGCUCCUGCUUGAAAGCCUGCAAAUACCAGAGUAAGUGCAAAUGGUGCUGGGGAUAACGAUGAGGGUGCUGGUGCUGGUGAAUGGUGAUGGCGAUGGUGAUGGUGAUGGUCCCAUUCAUGAUCUUGCUAAGACACUUGCAGGAAGGAGCCUUGCAAAUGCUUUGACUACAGCUCCCACUCCUUCACUGAGCCAAUGGGGACUUAAGACACGCUGGGUGAUGUGACAGCUAAGAGACUGACUAGGGAAAUUUAGCAGUCCCCUCCC
Messenger RNA from Dromiciops gliroides (monito del monte), 977 nucleotides. RefSeq names its product BPTI/Kunitz domain-containing protein-like. The record is from RefSeq and is a predicted model, not a curated record. NCBI's taxonomy places the organism in Eukaryota, Metazoa, Chordata, Mammalia, Microbiotheria, Microbiotheriidae. Gene Ontology annotation, molecular function: serine-type endopeptidase inhibitor activity.